GUCCCACCGAACCUCACCUUACACUACUGGUAGUCUUUCAAAGCGGUACUUCCACCGUGCAUAUUACCCCAUCGACACUAUGGGACAAAAGCGAAAGCGUCAGAAGCUGUCCAGCGGGGGCGACGAAGCCGACAAGGUCCCUGAAGAGCAGCAGGAACUAUCGCAUGCGAAAUCCACCCUUCCAACUGAAGAAGCCGCUCCCCAUGCAGUUCGAAGCAUUUUUGUGCGGUCACUCCAUCCGAACACGACUUCCGACGACCUUACGAAUCAUUUUUCGUUCCAUUAUCCCGUGAAACAUGCUGUUGCGGUACUCGACACCGUCUCCAAGAAAUGCAGAGGGUAUGGGUUUGUAACCUUGACCGACGCCGAGGAUGCCGUCGCAGCCAAGGAGAAGCUGGACGGGACGACGAUCCAUGGCAAAAAGAUCAAAACGGAUGUUGCUGAGCCACGGCAGCGCAAUGAAGAACGCACGUCAGCCAAACCCAAGCGAGAACCAGUCUCAACACAGCGACCGGUAGUGGAAAAAGCCGAGCUGCCCCCAACGAAGUUGAUCGUACGAAAUCUACCAUGGACAAUCGACACUGCGGAGAAGCUGUCGUCUCUAUUCAGGAGCUACGGAAAAGUCAACUACGCUAUCAUUCCAAAGGACAAGAACGGUGUGAUGCGUGGCUUUGGUAUCGUCAUUGUUCGGGGACGACGAAAUGCGGAGAAAGCCAUCGCUGGGUUGAACGAGAAGGAAAUCGAAGGCCGUACGAUCGCGGUCGACUGGUCGGUGGGCCGAGAAGAGUGGCAGAAAGCGACGAACGACGGUGACGAGGGACAGGAAGCGUUGCCCACCACUACACAGCAGAAUUUGGUUACCGAAGACGAUGAAGAUGUUACAUCAGAACCAAACCAGAGUGACGAUACUAAUAGUAGUGCUGAAGACGAUGGUUCAGGCAGUGACACCGAGGAGGACGAACCCGAGCACAAGCCUGCUGAGAAUUUGACAUCGACACUGUUCGUGCGAAAUAUCCCCUUUACCGCUACCGACGAGACAUUAUUCGAGCACUUCAGCCAAUUUGGGAAAUUGAAGUUUGCUCGGGUUGUGUUAGAUCCUGCAACGGAGCGACCUCGCGGCACAGGUUUUGUACGAUUCGUCAAUGAAUCUGAUGCCACGGACUGUCUCAAGCAAUCGCCGAAGCAGACCCAGGCCGCGGGUCCAGGGUCAAGAACCAACGUGUCCAUCCUACAAAACGAAGAAUUGGACCCCUCGGGAAAAUUCACAUUUGACACCCGCAUCCUUCAAGUCUCUCGAGCGGUCGAUCGAAACGAGGCAUCCCGACUAGCCGAGGAAAGUUUGAACAAACGGAAUCACCGCGAUAGGGACAAGCGACGCCUUUACCUCCUCGGCGAAGGAGCCAUCCAGUCCAGUUCUCCGUUCUACAAGGAGCUUUCGCAGACCGACAUUUCAAUGCGCGAAGCGAGCGCGAAACAGCGCAAGAAGCUUUUAGAUUCCAAUCCAUCCCUUUUCCUCAGUCUAACUAGGCUCUCGGUCCGCAAUAUUCCUCGGAAUGUCAAUUCCAGUGAUCUCAAGACCCUGGCUCGCCAAGCUGUCGUUGGCUUUGCCAAAGACGUGAAAGAGGACCUGCGUGAGAGGCUGUCCAAAGAAGAGCUGGCCCGCGGUGGCGAGGAGAUGAAGCAAGCGGAGCAGAAUCGCAAGGCAAAGGGGACGGGUAUUGUGAAGCAAGCGAAAAUUGAGUUCGAAAGCAGCGAAGGCGCCAAAACCAGAGAGGAGAGCGGGGGAAAGAGCCGUGGCUAUGGGUUCAUCGAGUACCACACCCAUCGCUCAGCAUUGAUGGGACUGCGGUGGUUGAAUGGUCGCUUAGCGGGUGGUGGCGCGAAAGGCGGUUCAGGGGAGCCGAAAAAGCGCCUCAUUGUAGAGUUUGCCAUUGAAAACGCUCAGGUCGUCGCCAGGCGGCGGACGAGGGAGGAGCAGUCUAAACAGGCCACAUCUUCGAACAGUGAGAAGACCGACGGACCCCAGAAUGGCACGAUCGGUGCUGGGGUAGAUUCUGGGAGCGGCAAGCAACUAGACAAAGCCACUCAGGAUGCCACUCAAGAUGAAGACCUCGCAAAGCGGCAAAGGAUUAUUGCAAGGAAGAGAAACCAAAGACGGCAACGGAAAGGUGGAAAGCCCUAGUCAUCUAGUCAAAUAUAGUGUGAUCAAAGUGAUGACUAGUAUACAUUCUCCUGUGAACGAAGGCGUCUCACGGCAUAAUAGAACUUUUAUUCA
Messenger RNA from Eremomyces bilateralis CBS 781.70, 2275 nucleotides. RefSeq names its product RNA-binding domain-containing protein. The transcript has a single exon. The record is from RefSeq and is a predicted model, not a curated record. Lineage: Eukaryota; Fungi; Ascomycota; Dothideomycetes; Eremomycetales; Eremomycetaceae. The coding region runs from base 80 to 2182 and encodes 700 amino acids. Gene Ontology annotation, molecular function: RNA binding.